Molecule: messenger RNA, 655 nt
Organism: Scaptodrosophila lebanonensis
Lineage: Eukaryota; Metazoa; Arthropoda; Insecta; Diptera; Drosophilidae
Product: huntingtin-interacting protein K
Exons: 3
Coding region: 187-540 (117 amino acids)
Biological process (GO): protein stabilization; negative regulation of apoptotic process
Source: RefSeq, a predicted model, not a curated record
UUCGUGCAAGUUGGCAGUGCUCAUGGUGAACUGGAAGUUCACGAGCGCUGCCAUACCAGUAGAGUGUCACAUUUUAGCAGCCAGCUGGCAACGCUUGUUGUGGCAGUCGCACGAGGAGAGCAGCCCAAAGUUUUCCUCGAAAAUUGUUAACAUUUAUAGAAUAUUCAAUAAAAGCAACGCCACAGCAUGGUGGAAACAGAGCCCGACGUUGAAGUCAACGGCACCGAGGAGGACCUGACACACAAAAAGCAGAAGAAACAGGAAGCCCAAGACUUAGAACGUGUUACAGACUAUGCGGAGGAGAAAGAAAUCUCGGCGGCAAAUAUAUCGAGCGCAGUAGCACAGUUUGGUAGCCAGCGCAGCAAAGAGAACGAGCUGAGAGUGGCCAAGGAGAAGGAGCUGCAGAAAGUGCAGGUGAAAAAGGAAGAUAUUGAACUGAUUAUGAACGAGCUGCUGGUGAGCAAAGCGCAGGCCGAGAAGGUGCUCCGUGAGCAGAGCGGCGAUGUGGUGGCCGCAUUAGAGGCCAUCAUCAACAGUUGAGGUGCGACCGCAUAGCAGGCUGAUAUUUGUACAAGCGGCGCCGUCUGUUUCUUUAUAGCAUUACAAUGGUUUAUUUGUACAUUUAUAACUAGUAAAGAAAAGAAAAACCAAACAA